ACUUUUAUUUUGAAAGGCAUUACAGGAAGCUGCUGCGGAUGUAGUGGUGCUGUUAUUUUGACAGCCAUGUUUUAAAUAGCAGGGAUAAAAAUAAUCAGAGCUGCAGAGUUAAUUUAAGGUGGACUGACAUGUUCCUGACUGUGCUGAUAUUUUCUCUCCUGAACGUCGUCAUGUCUCAACACAAACUCACUUCUGUUGAUUUUGAGAUUUUUGGGAACGUGCAGGGUGUUUGCUUUAGAAUGUACACAGAGGAGGAGGGGCGGAGUCUGGGACUGAGUGGCUGGGUGAAGAACACCAGACAGGGGACUGUGAUUGGUCAAAUCCAAGGAUCUCUGGACAAAGUCGACCAGAUGAAACACUGGCUGGAGUUCGUGGGCAGUCCGAGCUCUCGGAUCGACCGAGCCGUCUUCUCCAACCAAAGAGACAUUUCCAAAAUGGAGAUCCCAGGCUUCUCCACCCGCUACUGAGCAUGCUCAGACAGGAACUUCCCAUUGUGUGUAUCAAGAAUGUAGAAGAAGAACAGAGCUGCAUUUGUGAACAGGAAGUAGUUCAUUAAGUAGAUGUUUCCUGUCGCACCCCGCUCAGGACAGACUGAGCAGAACAGAUUAUUGAUCAGGGUGUUUGUUCAGGUUGUGUCUGUGAUGAACGCUGCAGCAUGCAGGGGGCAGUGGCAGAGUUUAAACUGCAAGUAUCUGAACCCUGAAGUGCUUAAAGGUAAUCAAUAAAAUCCUCAAAUCUGCUCUGACUGACUGGAAACAGUGAGGAUGCUGAAACUGAAGAGAUAAUUAAAGAUCGAGUGACUGAAGGAGGGAGAUUGCUGAUUGGCUUUAAACUCUGAAUACAACGAAUUAUAAUAAUAUAAAAUAAUCAUAAUAAUCUAACUGAGAUGAUAUUAAAGUGUGAAAGUUUCCUUCUUCUCUGGUUUUAAUGUAAUGAAUGUAAGUCAAUGUGAACUCCUCUGAUUGGUGGAAACUCACUAUAAUGUUUUAAUAAUCAGUCUAUAAAGAGUUAAUACAUAAUAACAAUAAUAAUAAUACUUUGCAAUUCAUUUGUUAUUGCUUCUCAAGAACA
This is a messenger RNA of Thunnus maccoyii (southern bluefin tuna), 1071 nucleotides long. RefSeq names its product acylphosphatase-2-like. The record is from RefSeq and is a predicted model, not a curated record. The transcript is spliced from 4 exons. Gene Ontology annotation, molecular function: acylphosphatase activity. Lineage: Eukaryota; Metazoa; Chordata; Actinopteri; Scombriformes; Scombridae. The coding region runs from base 129 to 467 and encodes 112 amino acids.